AAGGCUGCGGGUGGCAGUGAGGUCAGCGGCGUCGCUGGGAGCCACCAGCACGUGGCGGGAAGGGGCGGCGCGCGCUAGCUGUCGGCUCCCGGGAGCGGCAGGAGGCCUUCGCGCCUCCAGUCGUGUUGCCCUCCCGACAUGCCCGAGGAGGCGGGCUUCCCGCCGGCCAAGAGAUUCCGGCCGGGCGCCGGGCCUCCGAGGCGCGCCGGGUCCUGCCCUCCCGGGCGGCGGGUGGUGAUGCUGCUGGCCGCGGGCGGCGGCGGCGGCGGAGGAGGCCGGAGGCAGCAGCCGCCCCUGGCCCAGCCCUCGGCCAGCCCCUACCCUGAGGCCGUGGAGCUGCAGCGCCGGAGUCUGCCCAUCUUCCAGGCGCGGGGGCAGCUGUUGGCCCAGCUCCGAAACCUGGACAGCGCCGUCCUCCUCGGGGAAACCGGCUCUGGGAAGACGACGCAGAUCCCUCAGUACCUGUAUGAAGGGGGGAUUGGCCGCCAGGCCGUCAUUGCCGUGACCCAGCCUCGUCGAGUAGCUGCUAUCUCUCUGGCUACCAGAGUCUCAGACGAGAAGAGAACCGAACUCGGGAAGCUGGUUGGCUACACGGUGCGCUUCGACGAUGUCACCUCGGAGGACACCAAGAUCAAGUUCCUGACGGACGGCAUGCUUCUGCGCGAGGCCAUUUCAGACUCCCUGCUUCGGAAGUACAGCUGCGUCAUUUUGGAUGAAGCCCAUGAACGGACUAUCCACACGGAUGUGCUCUUUGGGGUGGUGAAAGCUGCACAGAAGAGGCGAAAGGAGCUGGGGAAGCUGCCUCUCAAAGUGAUUGUGAUGUCGGCCACGAUGGACGUGGACCUGUUCUCCCAGUAUUUCAGCGGAGCCCCCGUCCUCUACUUGGAGGGCCGGCAGCACCCGAUCCAAAUUUUCUACACCAAGCAGCCCCAGCACGAUUACCUGCAUGCGGCCCUGGUCUCCGUCUUCCAGAUCCACCAGGAAGCCCCCUGCUCUCAGGACAUCCUCGUGUUCCUCACCGGGCAGGAGGAGAUCGAAGCCAUGAGCAAGACCUGCCGGGACAUUGCCAAACACCUCCCAGACGGCUGCCCCUCCAUGCUGGCCCUUCCGCUCUACGCCUCCCUGCCCUACGCCCAGCAGCUGCGCGUCUUCCAGGGGGCCCCGAAGGGCUGUCGCAAAGUGAUCAUUUCAACCAACAUCGCUGAAACCUCCAUAACCAUUACAGGAAUAAAAUAUGUAGUUGACACGGGCAUGGUUAAAGCAAAGAAGUAUAACCCCGAGUUCGUUCAUGUGAUGAGCAAAGCUCUAACACGGGCCAUUCUCCCACCAGACAGUGGCCUGGAGGUGUUAGCUGUGCAGCGGGUGUCAAAGACCCAGGCCUGGCAACGCACCGGACGGGCUGGCAGAGAGGAUAGUGGUGUCUGUUACCGGCUCUACACGGAGGAUGAGUUUGAGAAGUUUGAGAAGAUGACGGUGCCAGAGAUCCAAAGGUGUAACCUGACGAGCGUGACGCUGCAGCUUCUCGCAAUGAAAGUCCCAGAUGUGCUCACCUUUGACUUCAUGUCCAAACCGUCUCCAGAUCACAUUCAGGCAGCCAUCGCCCAGCUGGAGCUGUUGGGUGCCCUUGAAAACAAGGACGGCCAGCUCACCCUGACUCCAAUAGGAAGAAAGAUGGCGGCUUUCCCGUUAGAACCCAAAUUUGCCAAAACCAUCCUCCUGUCCCCCAAAUUCCACUGCACGGAGGAGAUACUGACCAUCAUCUCCCUGCUGUCAGUGGACAGCGUUCUCUACAACCCCCCCUCCCGGCGGGAUGAAGUGCAGGCUGUGCGGAAGAAGUUCAUAUCCAGCGAGGGCGAUCACAUCACCCUGCUUAACAUCUACCGGGCCUUCAAGAACACAGGCAGAAACAAGGAUUGGUGCAAAGAGAAUUUUGUCAACAGCAAGAAUAUGAUGCUGGUAGCUGAAGUCAGAUCACAGCUGAGGGAUAUCUGCUUCAAGAUGUCCAUGCCGAUCGUGUCGUCGCGAGGGGACACAGAGAGCGUCCGCCGCUGCCUGGCGCACAGCCUCUUCGUGAGCACCGCCGAGCUGCAGCCCGACGGCUCCUAUGCCACCACGGACACCCACCAGCCGGUGGCCAUCCACCCCUCGUCCGUCCUCUUCCACUGCAAGCCGGCCUGCGUCGUGUACACGGAGCUGCUCUGCACCAACAAGUGCUACAUGCGCGACCUGUGCGUGGUGGACGCCGAGUGGCUGUACGAGGCUGCCCCCGACUUCUUCAGGAGGAAGCUCAGGGCCUCCAGGAGCUGAGGCGCCCGGGGCGGGGGCUGGGCCGCAGCCGGCCUCGCCGCGGGCUCUCACGCCGGCACCCAGAGGGGCCGCGGUCGUAACGGGCGGAUCGUGCCCGGCCUCUGGGAGCUUGCAGCAUCUUUGUCUAAACUCCUCUGACUGAACCACACAGACAUGUAGCGACCUUGGAGACUUCAAAAUGAUGCUUUCAGUUCUUGCUGGGCGACUUUGGGUGACUUAGUUCACUUCUGAGCCUCGGUUUCCCUGUCUGCCAAGUGGGGGGUGAUAAUAAUAAUACUUACAGGGUUGGGGUCAUGAGGUUUAGAGCAAAUGAAAGGAAAGUACCCAGAGCUGUGCCUGCCCACGAUAACCACGCCGUGGAUCGUGAGCCGUGGAGCUCGGUUGGUGUUACUGCUUUUCUACACGAUGUGAAUCAGGUGCAACAAAACCCCCUGAGUUCUCGAGACUGAGGGGGAUCGCCUGGAAAGGGCACCACCAGAGGUCACAGAGCUGUUGACCUUGGAUCUAUUUUAACUUCUAUCUGCAUGAAGUUUUAUAACAGAAAACAGAAGAGAUUAACUUCUGUUUCAGGAGGGAGGUGCUUUGGGACCAUAAACACUUGAGCCUAAGGAGUGUCUCUGAGCUGAGCUUAAGGCAUUUCUCCUCUGGCCCUGCGGGUGGGCGGAGGUGAGGACACAGGCAGCUUUGGCUCAUCCAUCACCUCAUCUAGUGUUUAAGUUCUUUUAUCUUAUUUAUUUCCUAUGAUCAUUUUUCCUUCUUAGGGACCUGGGGACAGCCUGGCUUUGCCACUCACCCCUCUCUAGCCCUCAUUUUCCACAUUUGUCAGAGGGGAUUAGAGGGUCUCCACAGUCUCUUCCUGUUUUCAUAUUUUGAGGAGGGAAAAGCCACCAAAAGUCCUUCUUAGCUAUUUAAUUAUCAAAAGCAAAUAGUCUUUCCCCAGAGAAUGCUAUGCCCUAGAAGACGCCAAGAUUUAGCCCUUUUAUUGUGCUUAAUUGGUCAAAACACACAUGUGCAGUAUUUUGGUUAUUCCUUUAUUUAAUAGAGGCCUAGGAUGUUUACGGUUCAAAAGGUAUUGGUAAAAGAAAAUAUUGUAUUUUUAAUAAAAUGUUCAAAAGGUAUUGGUAAAAGAAAAUAUUGUAUUUUUAAUAAAACGUUCAUCAUGCUGGUAGAAAAUUGGGAGUGGGGUAAUUUGUUAUGUUCCUCAGCAAAUUAUAUAGAGGUAUUCUCUGGGGCAAGUAAAAUUUAGCUUUUAAUCAUUUAUGUCCAGCUCAAGUACCUGAACCAUUUCAGGAAAUGUAUAUUUUUUCUGAGCAGGAAUAAGGGGUAAAUAGCUUCUGUGUUUCUGUACAAAAAUAUAUUUAUCACUAACAUUCUGGUAGAGUUUUCAUACAGUAGUUUUUUAUUGGGCUUUUUAAAAAGUUAACUUUUAACAUAGCUGCUCAGGGAUUAAAUCAGAUUGGAAAAGCCGGUCUGACUCUCCAUAUUACUACAAAGAAAUACAUGGUUGUUUACAUUGAGCUGCAGGGCAUAGAUAAGUACACUUCAGACUUUCUUAAGAAAGUUAAAUGUUUCACAAUGAUGUUGCAGUCUAACCUUGAGCUACUCUUUUCAAUCCUACAAUCUCCAGUGGUGUGCCACCUUUUUUCCAGCCUGUGAAAUCCAUAUCUAGGUGAAUCACUAGCUCCCUUGAGCAGCUUCAUGUAAAUAGAUGCACUCCAAGCAGAUCACAUGCCUCAGAUGUUUGUCUUCUGCUUCUAGUAAUCAUGGAGUGUGAAACCUCCAGAGCAGCAUAGAUCUAAGAACUGCCAACACCCAGUUCUUGGUAAAAACCUUUGGUAAAGAGAUGCCAGAAUGGAGACAAGUUUUUGCUCUGUGGAUAAGACUGAUUAUGUACUGUGAUGCAUAAAUCCAUUUAAUCCAGCUGUCAAGAAAUGCUUAGAACUGUGGCCAGGCAUCUAAGAUACCAUUCCUUGUGCGUAGAAGGAAACACUGCACCUAUGGGAAAGCAAGAAUUUUAUUAUAUUUUAUUUGAUCAGAAUAUUAUAACUGGCAGCAAAAAAAAAUCUAGUUGGUUCAGGUUUAUGUUGUAUUUUGAGAGUCUGUUCUUGUUCAAAGAGAGAUAGCUCUAAAGAAGCACGGGCUCUUGUAUAUAAUGCUCAAAUUUGCACCUGACUAUCAAAUCCAUUAAAAGUGAAUCUUGUA
Messenger RNA from Balaenoptera musculus (blue whale), 4509 nucleotides. It is a transcript of the gene DHX33, whose product is annotated as DEAH-box helicase 33. Gene Ontology annotation, cellular component: intracellular anatomical structure; nucleolus. Lineage: Eukaryota; Metazoa; Chordata; Mammalia; Artiodactyla; Balaenopteridae. Gene Ontology annotation, biological process: positive regulation of transcription by RNA polymerase I. The record is from RefSeq and is a predicted model, not a curated record. The transcript is spliced from 12 exons. Gene Ontology annotation, molecular function: ATP binding; RNA binding. Bases 139 to 2307 code for a protein of 722 amino acids.